Molecule: messenger RNA, 1370 nt
Organism: Nyctereutes procyonoides (raccoon dog)
Lineage: Eukaryota; Metazoa; Chordata; Mammalia; Carnivora; Canidae
Gene: DNASE2B
Product: deoxyribonuclease 2 beta
Exons: 6
Coding region: 265-1257 (330 amino acids)
Biological process (GO): apoptotic DNA fragmentation
Molecular function (GO): deoxyribonuclease II activity
Source: RefSeq, a predicted model, not a curated record
CACACAAUUACAUGAGGUUCACCCCAUUCUGAAAAUGCCCGAACAGCAAACGGCAGAGGUAAAUGGAACAACAGUCAGCACUGGCACAGCCUGAGAGAGACCUGAGACUCGGAGCCCUCAGGCUCGGGGGCCAACUUCCUGCUGUGGCCUGGUGUAAAGGUGGCAGAUAAAAAAAAAUGACAGCAAGACUUCUGAGAACAGCCCUCGCUUUGCUCUUCUUUGGCCUCUUUGGGGUCCUGGAGGCAACAACAAUAUCGUGCAGGAAUGAAGAAGGCGAAGCUGUGGAUUGGUAGGUUUGUUUUUUAUAAGUUACCUAAGCGGCAAGACAUGGAAAGCAGACAGACUGGGUUAGAGUACCUAUACCUCGACUCUACUACCAGAAGCUGGAGGAGGAGUAAGCAACUUGUGAAUACCACGAAGAGUGCAUUGGGAAGGACAUUACAACAGCUAUAUGAAGCCUGUGCCUCCAAGAAUAACAACACAGCCUACCUACUAUACAAUGAUGGGGUCCCUGCAUCUGUGACUUACAGCAGAAAGUAUGGACACACUAAAGGCUUACUGCUGUGGAACAGAGUCCAGGGAUUCUGGCUGAUUCAUUCUAUUCCCCGGUUUCCUCCAACUCCUGAAGAAGGCUAUGAUUAUCCACCCACAGGAAGAAGACACGGACAAACUGGCAUCUGCAUAACUUUUAAGUACAACCAGUAUGAAGCAAUAGAUUCUCAGCUCUUGGUCUGUAACCCAAACAUUUAUAGCUGUUCCAUCCCAACCAUCUUUCACCAGGAGCUCGUCUACAUGCCACAGCUGUGUGCUGCUGGGUCCACCUCAUCAGAGAUCCCUGGCCAGCACCUCACCUCACUUCAGUCAGCCCGAGGCCAAAAAUUCAUCCAUUUUGCAAAGUCUGAUUAUUUCCUUGACGACAUCUUUGUAGCCUGGAUGGCUCAACAUUUGAAAACGCACUUGCUAACAGAAACCUGGCAGCGAAAAGGACAAGAGCUUCCUUCAAACUGCUCCCUUCCUUACCAUGUCUACAAUGUCAAAGCAAUUAAGAUAUCUGGACAGUCCUAUUUCAGUUCUUACCAGGAUCAUGCCAAAUGGUGUGUUUCCCAAAAGAGGACCAAAAAUCGUUGGACCUGUAUUGGAGACCUAAAUCGGAGCCCGUACCAAGCUUUCAGAAGUGGAGGAUUCAUUUGUACCCAGAAUCAGCGUAUUUACCAUGCAUUUCAAGGACUGGUUUUGUAUUAUGAAAACUGCAACUGAACUUGGUGAAAUAACAUAUGCACUAUCAUUUCCAAUGCCAAAAAUGGGUCUUCUUCCAUCAGAUCCAUUCUUUAUAUAUUAAAAGCCUGUGAAUGUAGUUAUAGCCCACAUAC